AGAUUAGAACCUGAGAAAAACCGAUAAACGGAACUUACCUGAAUUACACUUCCCUAUCAUCUUGAAAAACUGUAAGUAGUACGACGGUUGUCCUCCGUAGCCUACAUUUUCAUUCACUGCCGCUUUCCUGAAAACCUUUGUUUACCGCUCUACAAUUGGCCAAUUACUUGACAGCUACAAUUUUGACCAAUGAGCGCGAGCCGUGGCCGAUCGAUGUCGGAGCGUAACCACAGAGAACAGAGUUGUUGUAGAUUUUCCUGAUGUCAUACGUCUAGCGAAUGUUGUCUGCGCGAUCGAUAAUACAAAUUGGUUUUCGGAGUUUGGGGAGGUCAUAUUGUCUUUGAGCCUUUAAUGGACGUUGAGGGUUGGUGUGGAAGGUAUUGAAAGUAACUAGAAAAGUGCAAUAAUGGAUACGACUGGUGCGUACGGCGGUGGGAAAGCUGGGGGUGCGUUCGACCCUCAGGCCUUCAUUCAGAGACCCCCUGUAAUCGUCAGGGCGGUUUGUUGGCUCUUCAGCGUGAUCGUAAUGGGCUGUAUAUCGGCCAAGGGCUGGUACAUCAGCAAGAAAGACGGCAAGGAGUACUGCGCCUACAAUGACGAUACCAACGCCUGCAACUAUGGCGUCGGCAUCUCCGUGAUCGCGUUCAUCGCUUCCAUCGGCUUCAUUGUGGGGGAAUACCUCUUUGAGCAGAUGUCGUCUGUGAAAACUAGGAAGCAUUAUGUGCUCGCGGAUAUGGGUUUCUCUGCUUUCUGGGCAUUCCUGUACUUCGUCGGCUUCUGCUAUCUGGCCAAUGCAUGGGGCAAGACCGACGACCCGCCAAUUGGGACUGCCAACAACAUGCAGGGGGCUAUCGCCUUCUGCUUCUUCUCAAUCUUUGCCUGGGUGGGCUGCGCGUUCUUCGCGUUCCAACGGUUCCGCGUGGGCGCGGACUCGGCCUUCGCGCCCGCGUACGAGGUGGAGGGCGCCGUGGCCAGCCCGGGCGCCUUCCCCGCCUACCCCGGCGCGCCCGACCCGCAGCCCGCCUACAGCGAGCCGCCCUUCUCGCAGCGGGACCAAGGAAACAUGGACUACACUGCCCCGACCUACUAAAGCCUGCGGUUCGCUCUUGCCCUUCUUAUUUUACACUCGACGCUGCAGUUGCCUACUUACUUCACUUUUUCCAAGCUAAUUCAAAGAAAAAGUGAAAAGUACGUACAGUCUCAUCUCAUCCAAGUUACAGAAAAUAUCUGCGAUACACACUUCAAACAAGACUCUACUGUACAGCUAACGCUGCUUCUUACAUAAGCGAACAACUCGCGAACGAAACACGACGCGGCGCGGCGGGCCCAAGGCGAUCGCGUUCGCAACGAGAUCGCCAGCGUAGGACAC
Messenger RNA from Cydia fagiglandana, 1369 nucleotides. It is a transcript of the gene Syngr, whose product is annotated as synaptogyrin. The transcript is spliced from 5 exons. The coding region runs from base 407 to 1090 and encodes 227 amino acids. Lineage: Eukaryota; Metazoa; Arthropoda; Insecta; Lepidoptera; Tortricidae. The record is from RefSeq and is a predicted model, not a curated record. Gene Ontology annotation, cellular component: neuromuscular junction; synaptic vesicle membrane.